AAACAAUUAAUCCAGAAAAUCAAUAUUUUAGGUACUUAUUGUAAUAGUCUAGAAAAUGUUGUAACUGUUGUUAGAAAGUCUCAAAGGUUAAUUCAAAUAAAAGAAAUAAUCGAUUACCCACGUAGAUCAGUAUAUACCAAUGAAACAGAAGUAGCAAGAAGGAUAAUAUCAUACGAUGGAAUAGAGAAAGAACGAGGCAAGUUGUGUGAUAUCCGUUUGAUAUCACAUGAUCAUGUAGAUAAUGAUAUUAUAGAUGCUAUUCAAAACCGUAAAGAAAUUGCUCUCAUUAAAGACGAAAAUCAAUUUACUGUUCUUUAUCAGGAAAAAGAAAAAGGUAGCUUAGGUUCAUGGAAGAUAGAAAAUCACGAGCUAAGUAAUUAUCUUUCAUCUUUGAAUUAUAAUCGAACAAUCCUUGAUAGAAACGAAUGUUCAAAAAUAUACGUUACCAUUUAUGAACACGUUACAAUAAAUAGUGGCUACAUUCGGAGUAAUUUUUCCGUAUUUCUCAAAAAUUUAACGAACAAUAGCAAAUAUGAAAUAACAUUUAAUGAUCUGACUGUCCGACAAGACAGUGGAACUGUCGAUGAAGCGGAAAAUAUUAUCUAUCAGGCAGUAUCCGGGCACGUACCAUUUGGAGCACCAAUCUUAAACGGUAAAGAUAAAUAUAUUAGUGUUAGUAUAACACAAAUUAACGCAGAAAGAUUGAAAGCUUUUCUAAAUCCUAACAUUGAAAUUAAAGAAGCUACACUAGAUCUAGCACUCGUACAAUUGGAAGGGAAAAGUUCUUUUUUCCAUCGGCACUUAUUACCAGAAAAUUGGUCUCUUGAUUUAUGUCCUGUUAAUUUAGAAAUUUUUUUGGACAAUAAUAAAAUAGAGAUGAAGUCAAAUCUGCAAGCAAGAGAUGCAAUAGAAAUUCUUAAAAAAAGACAACCAGACGAGAACAUACAAUGUAAUUUGACUUUCAUAUCUGCGAAUGAAAUAUCAAAAGUUCUUAAAGAAAACGUAUUAUCUAACUCAAUUCAAACUAUUGAAUUUAUUGGACUGGAUGGAUAUAAUGUUAAAGAAAAAUUAAAAACUAUACAGUCUAAUAGUAUUACACUCGAAAUAUCAGAUAGUAAAGAAAAAUUAGUAGAGAUUCUUACUUGUUUAGAUCUACAAUAUGUCGAAUUGUAUUCCUAUGACAAAGAAAAGUCGAAUCACCGAAGCAUAAGAGAAGUCGUUGAUACGGUUACAGCAGAGAGAAAAAUAAAAAACUACGAAAAAGAUAACACAACUAUUAGAUUAAUUGAUAUACUCAUACAUGAUAUUGAAGAAAUAAUUGGAAAAUGCCCGAAUACAACAUAUAAUAUUAGUUUUGUUCGUAUAAGAAAUUUCGAUGAACUUUUGAAAGGAUUAAAUAACGAGCUAGUCAAUAUUCACUUUGAUGAAUUAGAAUUAGAACCAGCCAUACAACUUAUUCGACAAAUUAGGAAAGAAAAUCUCGAUUUUAGUUUGACAUGUAAAAAAUUAACAAAAGGUCAGGCAGAAAGACUUAUGAAAGAAGCUCCAGUAGAACAAGAAAAUAUAGAAAUUAACAAAGUAAAAUCUUUAAAUGAACUAUUCAUGAAUGAAUCAAGACCUCAUUUAGAAUUAUCAGAGUUUUCUGGAAGAGGAAUCGAGUAUUUACUUGAAAUUAGUGAAAAGAGAUUUAUUCCAUGGAGAAGUAUUGCUACUGUAGUUACUAUUGCUGCUGUUCAAAUGACAGUGGGUGGAAUUCUUAUAGCAACUGGAUUUGGUGCCACGGUAGGAUUGGGUCUAAUCACUGAAGGAGGAGCAGAUUUGUUCACUGCCUACCGAGCUUAUAGUACGAGACAAUUCAGUUGGUCAGAUUAUGGAAAGCAAAAAGCAGUAAGUCUUAUUAUUUCAGCAGUUUCAAUGGGAUUCUCAGCAAUCAAAGAUACAGGUAAAGGGAUUCAGAAUUUAGUGACAGGUGUAGGAGAAGAAGUACUUGAACAAGCUGGUACAAAAAUAAUAACAGAUGGUAAAGCCGUAAGCCAAGUGUUAGUUACGACUGGAAAAAAUUUAAAAAGUCUAGCUAUUAAACAAAUUGGAGUAACAAUUGGUGAAAAUGCAUUAAGGGAAGGUUUAACUACAGUUGCAGAUUUUAGCUCACAUUUUGUAUUAGAACAAUUGAAACCGCAAGUUUCAGCUAUGAUACAAAGUAAAGUUAGUGAUCAAUUUUCUAAUAAACCUAAAUUACUAAACAUAAUCCGUAAAAUGUAUGCUAUUGAGUCAUUUGAUAAACAACAAAAAUUUAAAGACAAAAUAAAUAAAUGCAUAGCUGAAAUCAUUAAUCCUGAACAUAAUUUUUGGCGUAAACAGUGGGAUUCUAUUGGUGGUCCAUUGUGCAAAGGUCUUCUAUCAAGUUCACAACAUGUAGGUGGCCCAUUUAGCAUGGGUAUGAGAAUAGUUGGUACCCUACAUGGAAUGUAUCAAAUUACUUUUAUUAUUGACAAAGUUCAUGAUCAACUUCUAGAGAAACUUUCGCAAAUUGAUCAAGACACUUUAUCAAUAGAUCAGAUUUUACGUCGCUAUUGUGGAGUCACAAAAGAAGAUACUUACGGAAUUGUAAAUCUUCUUGAAAAACAAGGAAUAUUAGAUACAAAUAAAGAAUUCAACAUUGAAAAUUUAAUUCCUACAGAUUUGAGUAUAUCGGAUAUGUAUCGAGACGAAGUUGUAAACUUUUUAAAGUCAUUAGAUAGUGUAGAAUUCAAUGAUUUGAGUGAACUAAUGAAAUCAAUAUCAGAUCUGAUUACAGAGCAAGUAUUUAGAAUUACAGAGUCCCAACUUAUUUCACCAUGGAGUAGUUAUGGUAUGGGUGAACUGACCAAAGCUAUUUCAGAAAGAGUACAGCAUCAUUUUAUUGUUGAUGAAAAACAAAAUGCUGAUAGUCAAAAUCGAGAAGAUCGAGAAAAAGGUGAGAGUAAAUAUAACACUAUUACAAAGCAAAUAAAAUACAAUGCUAAAGAUUACACGAUUGCAUAUAGUCAAUGUGAAAUCAUUCAUUAUUCUCAACAACAACAACGAGAUAGAUCUAAUCCUGGAGUAAUCGAUAAUAAAACAAAAGAAUAUAUUGAUGGAGUAAGAAACGAUAAACCAGCAAAUCUUUCUGAUAUGAUGGCAAUUGCUGCUCAGAAUGAUGUAGAUAUAAAAAUAGUCGAUGAUGUCAAUUAUCAACCUACAGAUGAGGAUCAAGCAAGAGGUACAAACAUUAUCGUGUACUCGAAAGGAGAAAAAGAUGAUCAAGGAAAUUUUAGUGUGGGGCACUUUCAACUUAUGACGGGAGAUGGUACUUUAGUUGAUAUUCCAAGCGAAAAAAAUAAUUGCGGUUAUAGUGUUAUUCAGAAAAUAUUAAAUGAUCGAAGUAUCGAUAAAUCUAUCGAUGAUCUUCGUAACGAUAGAGCUCAGAGAAUCGAAGAUAAUCCUAAAGAAUUUUCUAAAAUAUUAGAAGUGGAACAAUGGGUUUCAUCUCGUUAUCCGCAGGAGGCAAAUUCUUUUUUAAUCGUAGGAGGGGUCGAACAGAAGAAAUCUCCUGAAGAGAUUAAAAAAAUUGUUCAAAAAGGAUUAAUAGGCCCUUAUGGCUUAUUAUGUGAUGAAUUACCAGGACGACAAGGAAUUGCUGAAAUUAAUCACAUCCCUCCAAAAUCUGCAUAUAAGGGCACACCCUACGAAAAAAUAAAUAUUAAUCAUAUGCCAGCAAUAGCCAUGUUUAAAAAGGAUCAUAAACAAACUAGUUCGUGGGGAUAUUACAAAAAGGGUUUAUAUCAGAAAGAAAUUCAAAAUCUUAUGAAAAUUGGAAACAUGGCUGAGGCUAUCUACAUUGAAAUGAAAGAUAUAUCAACAAUUAAUGCUACAGGAAUGAAUUAUCAACGCCACGUUCCAAAAUACAUUGAUUAUCUAGCAUCUACACCUGUAAAAAAUGCACCAUUGAAUAGCGUUGGUACAAGAACUCUAAUAACGCCGAACGAAGCAUCGAAAUUGAAGCAAAGGCUGAGACUGAGAUGA
Messenger RNA from Rotaria socialis, 4044 nucleotides. NCBI's taxonomy places the organism in Eukaryota, Metazoa, Rotifera, Eurotatoria, Philodinida, Philodinidae. The record is from the annotation of a GenBank genome assembly.